Gryllus bimaculatus (two-spotted cricket) is the source of this 2331-nucleotide messenger RNA. The record is from the annotation of a GenBank genome assembly. Lineage: Eukaryota; Metazoa; Arthropoda; Insecta; Orthoptera; Gryllidae.
AACUCGAGUACAGGCACACGAUCCCGUAGUGCCACGCCUGAUUCAUUAGAUUCAGAGCAACCCGGUGAUGGCGACAUAGAACUUGCAAACAGCAGUCCCCCUCGGCUAUGGUCCUACCCUACACCAACCAUCUCAGUAGUUCGAAAUGUUCCAGCAGAUCGGCCUGACAGCCAUAUCACAACUGUUAAAGAAGUGUUGCGACGCCAGCCAAGUACAUCCUUACCGAACAGUCAUGCCAUGGUCUUCCGCCAUCCUGGUGCUUGGGGCAGUCAUAAAGGAUCAUUAGCUGGCAAUUCUGCUGAAGGAAUUGAGAUGCUCUACUAUCAACCUAUUGGAACCAUCCAUUUGCCACGUCCAAGAGAUCGAGGCAGAAGUGGUAGUGAUCCUACAGAUGAAAGCAGUAGCCACCACAAUGGUCAUUACAUUUCAAAUAACAAAGGGACUUUGAAUGGGACCAAUGGAAUUCACUCUCCAGGGAGAAGCAAACUUCAAAAAAAUCAUAUCACCGUCACAAGAAGUCACAGUAAUUUGUAUAACAUUGAUCAGAAAGAAAGUCCAAGUCUGCCAAGGGUGCCUCCGACAAAGUCAGCCUUGAGGCGCUCAGGUUCUCAUGGUCAAUUGGGAUUUGAAGAAAUAUGUCAACAAAAUACAGGAAGUAAAUUCCACCUUUACCCCACAGAAGAAAAUAAUUCUAUGAAGACAUCUGGAACCUUGAAAAGCAGUGUUGGACGCACUUGGGUUGAAUUUCUUGGAGAUGAAGAUCUGUUUCGUUUGAGACCUUUGCUCUUGUUGGAAGUUACUGCAUUAUUUGAUAGUUACAAUAUCACCUUUAAUAAACGCAAGACACCCAAACAUAAGCGUAAAGAUGGUAAUGUUUUUGGUGUUCCACUGGCAAUGUUACUUGCUAAGGAUCGACAAAUAACCAAUGAAGAAUGUUCAAUACCUCUAGUCUUUCAGAAAGUUUUAUCUCACCUUGAGAAAAUUGGGGUGAGAGAGGAAGGUAUCUUGCGAGUAGCAGGUUUACAACAAAAAGUAGAAACAUUAUAUCAGGCCUUUGAAGCUGAUUUCUAUCGCCAACCUGACCGCAUUGAACAGCUCUUGCAGACUGUGAGCUGCCAUGACUUGGCUGGAUUACUGAAGAGGCUUUUGCGGGAUUUGCCUCAGCCUCUGCUCACAGUGGAGUAUAUAGACCUCUUCUACCAGUGCCAUGGUAAAUAUGUUCACCCGCCAGACAAGAAUGAUCUGAAUGCUCAAGUGAGUUUGGCUGCUACAUGCUGUCGUCUUACAGAGACUAUGUUGAAAGAAGGAGACAAGUUAUGGGUGGUUCCUGAUGACUUGAUUGCUCAGAUUCGUCGGCAGAAAGAAGAAGAACGCUAUCGUAGAGGCCACAAGGAAAAUAGCAAACCUAUGAAAAAGCUUCUGGGUAAGAAAUCUGGUAUUCGAGAGCAGAUAAUGCGGAAAAUAGACAAUGAAGUUGAUUUUCAAGAUGGAGUGAUCAGAGUGAAUGCUCCCCAAUUCCAAAUGCCUGAAAUGCCUAUUCAGCUAGCCUCAAACACAACAGCAGGUGAUGUAGUCCUCAGGAUUGUGGAUGAGGCUACUAGAAGAGCAGAUAUGUCAAAUAGUGGACUCAAAGUUGCUCGACGAUAUCAUGAUAAAUCAAGAGCAUUAGCUGAACUGGCUCCAAAUGGUAAUCUCAGUUGCAUUUUGGCUUCAGGAUACCCAGAACUGACUUUGCAAACUCAUUUCCUGUAUGAAAUUGGAGGCAAUAUUGCACAACGUCAAGUGGAGCCAAAUGCUAAUAUGAUGGCUGUUUAUAAAGAAAACCCAAAUACCCAAUGGAUUCUUCGCUGUCAUCACAGAAAUGGAAAUAACACAACACCAGUUAAUUGAUUUUCAUUGGUGAUGAAAUUGAAUGUGUUUCAACCAAAUGAUUUAUAUGACCAAAUAUUGCACUUUGUAAAUAUUUUUAUCUACAAGUCAUAGAAAUAAGUUAUGUUGGAUUAUUUGUAAGGCCAUAUUUUAUUUUGUAAAUGUGUGAGAGAUGUGUGUUUUGUAAGACUGGAUUUACUUCUGAAGUGAAUCAAACUGCAAUGAAACUUCACUAAUUAUAACGAUAAGGUGCAGUAAAAUUAGUACAGUUAUAUACAGCAAUUUUGCUUGACUGUCCUUGUAAAUAGAAGAAAAAUGAUAUGCCUUUGAGGUUGAUAGGAUUGAGAAUUGAAUUUAUUGUUGUAUUAAAAUUUACAUCUUUGUUAUUCAUGCAUAAGAGAAAAGUUUGUUUUAUUUAUGACAGAACGUAUACAUUAAUGUAAUAAAAUUAUUGCUCCCAAU